GUUUGGGCGUUAUGACCAGUAACAAAGGAAAAAUGCAUCGUCUAUUAGCGUUAUUGCUUAGCUGCCUGGCUAUUGGCCAGAUUGGAGCUGCCAGUGUUAGCUCGCCAUUUGAUCCUUUUGAGCACGAGGGACGUAUUGUGGGUGGCGAAGAGACCACCAUAGCAGCUCAUCCGUAUCAGGUUUCGCUGCAGAACAAACGUGGCUCACAUUUCUGUGGUGGCAGUUUGGUCAGCAAGAAUAUUGUCGUUACAGCUGCCCAUUGCCUGCAGAGCUAUAAGGUGUCCAAUAUUCGUGUCCGAUUGGGUUCGACACUCUACAAUGAGGGCGGCAUUUUGGUAGAAGUUGAGGCUUUGGCCUACCAUGAGGGCUACAGUACCUCGACCUUGGAAUACGAUGUGGGUAUUCUGAAAUUGGCCCAAGAUGUUGAGGAAACUGAUGACAUACGUUACAUCAAAUUGGCUGAGGUAACGCCAGCCAAUGGCACGCCGGCUGUGGUCACUGGAUGGGGUACAAAAUGCUAUUUCUGGUGCAUGUCUUUGCCCAAGACUUUGCAGGAGGUUAUUGUAUAUAUUUUGGACUGGCGCACUUGUGGCUCGGAGGACUAUAAAUAUGGACCCAUUGUCUAUGAUACUAUGGUCUGUGCCUAUGAAAAGGGCAAGGAUGCUUGCCAGGGAGAUUCGGGUGGGCCGUUGGUGGCUGACGAUGAAUUAGUUGGCAUUGUCUCUUGGGGCUAUGGUUGUGCUUCUUCCUUGAUGCCUGGUGUCUAUGCUGACGUGGCCACUCUUCGUGAAUGGAUACUGAACACAAUUAAAAGUUUAGAAUAAAAAGAUAAAGAAGCUGAAUGUA
This is a messenger RNA of Drosophila willistoni, 846 nucleotides long. Its product is annotated as trypsin theta. NCBI's taxonomy places the organism in Eukaryota, Metazoa, Arthropoda, Insecta, Diptera, Drosophilidae. The coding region runs from base 12 to 824 and encodes 270 amino acids. The record is from RefSeq and is a predicted model, not a curated record. The transcript has a single exon. Gene Ontology annotation, biological process: proteolysis. Gene Ontology annotation, molecular function: serine-type endopeptidase activity.